AUUGGGCCAAAGCGAACAAAAUGAACCAAGCCCGUUGCACGCAAUUUUUAGCAACUUUCCUUUCGGUUGCAUUUCGUCCUAACGCAGAGUCGAAACCGAAACACUGAAACUAUAUUCCGUCUUGUAUCGGUGCAGUUGAGCUCAAACUACAAUGGCGGAGGAUACACCGAGUUCAUCAUCGGCGAGAUCUACCACCAAGGGAAAAUCCUCAACCGAACCAAACAUUGGCAUUUCCUUACUCAACGACGAUCUUCUCCAUAACAUUCUCACCAGACUUCCUGCCCUAACGUUCGCUUCUGCAUCUUGCGUUAGCAAAUCGUGGAAUUCUGUUUGCAAUCGCAUCAUUUCUCGUCCCAAACUUUCUUCUGCGCUUUCUCUUAACCCUACACUCCGUGUCGCUGUGAAUGAGGUUAUCAACAAGGUUCUGUCUGAGCCAAUUAGACCUUAUUUUGCUAUUGCAAAUGUUGGUUGUGGAUUCGAACCGAGCAAGAUUCUGCGGCUUAUUAAACGGAAAUUGGGGUUGAAUAUUCCGGUUAUUGUCACGGUGAAUAAUGGUAUUAUUGGAAGGGAUGCUCUUACUAAUGAAUUUAAAGAGGUUAAAUGGGGUGCCCUUUUUAGUGGCACCGGCGACGAAGAAUAUGCAAGGCAUGUAAAUGAAGGCAUAGUUUUGACAAUUGGUUACUUGCCAGGAUUAAAAGUUGAAGCUAUACCGUUAAUACGGCCGCCACAGACACCUCAAGAACCAUCAGUUGAUAGUUUUGUGAUGGAUAUCAAGGAGUACUCUGCCUCUGUUUCUGGUCGCCCAUUCCCUGUUGGGAUUAUAUUGUUUGGAGAAGCAAGCAGUGACAUGAAACUGGUUCUGGAGAAGUUGGACUAUGCCAUGCCUAUAGACACUGUUAUUGUGGGUGAUGAGAGAGGAUGCUCUUUAUUCAGAUGUGGAAAUGAUUCUAGAACCGUUUGUGGUAGUAGAGGGUACAUAGAAGCUGUUGCCCUUGUAUUUGCUCAGGACAGAAAUAGGUCUUCUGGAAAUAUUAGAUUUCAUGCUGCAUUCUCAAAUGGUGUUUCACCUGUGGGUAGCAGAUACAAGGCAGCUUCAGUUAGAACAAACUACACCGACUGUUCAACAUGGCUAACUGCCAAGAGGGAAGGGCAUCAGGAACUUCUUGACGGUCAGAGUAUUUUACAUGAUAUUAACACUUUGCUGGAAAAUCACAUCGACUCUCCUGAACUGUACAUUGGGGUAACUAAACAUAGAAAAGUCUCUAUUGGAGCAGAGAGGCCAAGGCCAAGAACUUGUAUUGCAUAUCAUGGAGUUGUGGGAGGUGACGAAGAGUAUCUUUAUGUUGAUGGAAUGGGCAUCAAGACAGGAGAUAUCUUUCGGUUCUAUCAUUCAGAUCCGAGUUUUGCGUUAGCUUCAUUAACCGAGGUUCGUGAUGCCCUUAACAAAAUGAAGCUGGAAAGGAAUUCCAGGAGUUUGGAAGGUGAUGGAGACAAAGCUACCAAUGUUUUUGGUGGUCUUAUUUUUGCUUGUUAUGGCCGUGGUGAAUCGUUUUUCGAACGUCCUAAUGCUGAUAGCUCUCCCUUCUUGGAGAAUUUUCCAGGAGUGCCAUUGGGUGGAAUUUUUUGUGGUGGAGAAAUGGUGCGUCCUUGUACCACUAAGAUUGGUCUAUGUCCAGAUGAAAAACCUAUCAGUUGCUUUUUGCAUGUUUAUAGCACUGUCUAUUUAAUGAUGUCAUAUGAUCCUCCCUCUGUGGAAUAUUAGAUGCUACUCAUAAUUUUCUCUUCAAGAUGUACAUUUUGCUAAUUUGAGGAGAAUAUCGUUUUUCCAUUUUCCAUGGACAUGGACGGACUUGACUAUCUUGUCUUUGAUCUCAGACAAUAAUUUUGUAUCACAUGGGUAUGUUCUUUAUGCCGUCUAUAAGCAGUUAUGUUUAUGUUAACUAUCAUUCUGCAACUGAAUUCACAUCUUCUGAAGCUUAAGUUCUACAAGUGAAAAGCUUGAGGGGAUGUUUUCAAGUAGUUGUUUCCAUAAUAUUGUUGCUGAACGUGUUUAUGUUAUGAGUGCUUUAGCUAAACGGUUUGACAUGGGUACUAAACUGAGUUAAUGUAAUAAACCUCUAUUUUUGCCAUUGCAAUCUGCAAUUUCUCACAGGAUUUAUGAAUAUAGAUA
Molecule: messenger RNA, 2170 nt
Organism: Cicer arietinum (chickpea)
Lineage: Eukaryota; Viridiplantae; Streptophyta; Magnoliopsida; Fabales; Fabaceae
Product: F-box/LRR-repeat protein At5g63520
Biological process (GO): positive regulation of proteasomal ubiquitin-dependent protein catabolic process; protein polyubiquitination
Molecular function (GO): protein binding
Source: RefSeq, a predicted model, not a curated record